This is a messenger RNA of Patella vulgata (common limpet), 3620 nucleotides long. Its product is annotated as potential E3 ubiquitin-protein ligase ariadne-2. The coding region runs from base 467 to 1927 and encodes 486 amino acids. Gene Ontology annotation, molecular function: zinc ion binding; ubiquitin protein ligase activity; ubiquitin conjugating enzyme binding. Gene Ontology annotation, cellular component: ubiquitin ligase complex; cytoplasm. Lineage: Eukaryota; Metazoa; Mollusca; Gastropoda; Patellidae. The transcript is spliced from 15 exons. Gene Ontology annotation, biological process: protein polyubiquitination; positive regulation of proteasomal ubiquitin-dependent protein catabolic process; ubiquitin-dependent protein catabolic process. The record is from RefSeq and is a predicted model, not a curated record.
UGGCCGAAUUGGUUAGCGUGUGUGUGCGCUGCAUCAUAAGAUCUGUCAUUGAGUCAACUGGCGUGGUUUCGAUUCCCAGGUUGUAUGUGACAAGGAGUACUAGGGUCAACUGUCCAACCUCAUGGAUUUUCUAUUGGUCCUCCGGUUUCCUCCCACUGCUAAAGACCCCCUACGUGCAAGCAAAUUAUUGUAAUAAAAUUGAACCAUAUGUUAGUCCCGAAAUGACCUAGUUUGUAUCGAGUGGACGUUAAACCCUCUCUCUGUAUCGAUCGACAAUAGUGAUACAAUAUGUGUCAAUUGAUAAACAAAUUGUACAUGUAGUAGAUACUGGCUAUACACAUUGUGAGAAGAAAGAAAGGUGAAAAAUUAGUCCAGCUACACAAAUAUAAACACAGCAGCGAGAAAACUUGUUUUAUGGUCCGGUAGUCUAUGCGUGUUCUCAUCGUAUUGGUAGUCUUGGGACAAGAUGUCUGGACAAAUGAGUCAAGAAUCAGAUAAUGAAUAUAGUGAUGAUCAUAUCGAAGAUGAUGAAGAUGAAUAUGAUAAUUAUUACUAUGACAACAAUGAUGAUCUAGAUCUAGAUAAACCAAAGAAAAGUGAUGAUCCAGAAUAUUUCGAGUUUGAUUUAUUAAAAGUGGAAGAUGUCGAGAGGUUGUUGAACGAGGAAGUAGAAGCAUUGUGUACCUCCUUAAAGAUUACUCCCUCAUUAGCGAAAAUGUUAUUACAUGCCCAUGGUUGGCAGAGAUCUUUAAUCAUAGAAAGACAUCAAAGAGAUCCAGAGAAAUUUUUAGUUGAUUCAAGAAUUGUUGCCGAUAAAAAGAACAUAUCCCAGGAUAUUAUAAUGGGAAUAACACAUACGUGUCCUAUAUGUGUUCAACAACUUACUAAAGAUGAAUUCCAAGCUCUUUCUUGUCAACAUUUAUUCUGCAACGAAUGUUGGGAUAUGCACUUUAAUAUUCAAAUUAACCAAGGAUUAACUACAGGUAUAGAAUGUAUGGGUAAAGAUUGUAAACUAUUAGUACCAGAAGAUUUUAUCUGUGGUAUAUUAAAAGACACAUCCAUGAGAGAAAAGUAUUUUAAAUUCUCCUUCACAGAUCUCAUCAAGAGUCAUUCACAAUUACGAUUUUGUCCAGGUCCUAAUUGUUCUAUCGUUGUUCAAGCGAAAGAACCCAAGGCCAAAAGAGUUGAAUGUAAUAUGUGCAAAUCUACAUUUUGUUUUCGAUGUGGUAUAGAUUAUCAUGCACCAACAGAUUGUGACACGAUAAAGAAAUGGUUAAUGAAAUGUGCCGAUGAUUCUGAAACAGCUAACUAUAUUAGUGCUAAUACUAAAGAUUGCCCUAAGUGCCAUGUUUGUAUUGAGAAAAAUGGCGGCUGCAACCACAUGCAAUGUUCCAAGUGUAAAUCAGAUUUUUGUUGGAUGUGUUUAGGAGAAUGGAAGACACAUGGUAGUGAAUACUAUGAAUGUAGUAGAUUUAAAGAAAAUCCUAACAUAGCCAAUGAAUCAGUACAUGUACAAGCAAGAGAAGCACUCAAAAAAUAUUUAUUUUAUUAUGAAAGGUGGGAAAAUCAUGCCAAAAGUUUAACAUUAGAAGAGCAGACAUUAAAAAAUAUCAGUACAAGAAUACAGGAGAAAGUGAUGAAUAAUGAAGGAACGUGGAUAGCAUGGCAGUAUCUUCUUAAAGCAGCUGAUCUUCUUAAAAAGUGUCGUUACUCUUUACAGUACACGUAUCCUUACGCCUAUUACCUUGAUAGAGGGGGUAGAAAAGAAUUGUUUGAGUAUCAACAAGCUCAGUUGGAAGCUGAAGUAGAAAAUUUAUCAUGGAAGGUAGAGAGAGCAGAAAUAUCGGACACAGGGGAAUUAGAGAAUUUAAUGGACAUAGCUGAGAAGAGAAGACUGACACUAUUAAAAGAUUUCUUAGAAGUUUGAUUUUAAUAUAUAUCUGUACAGUAAAAAUUUCAUUAAAUAUGUUGGUUAUUCCAUGACAAACCUCAGAUCUCAAAAUAACCCAAAACAGUUGGUUGUUAGUCCCCAUACUCCACAAGCAACAGCCAGAUUUGGCUAGAAGGUUGGAUGGCCGAAUGGUUAGCACUCGCGUGCUGUAUUGGUCCCUAUAGUCCACAAACAACAGCUAUAUUUGGCUAUAUUGACAGAUUCUUUGGGGAUGCUCGAUUCACAGUCCAGAACGUCCCGAAUUGACAGAAUUACAAUCGAGUAACGCGGAGUUCAGUUCUGUCACAGUUCUGUCAGUCCCGACAACGGAGGUGGUGUGAGUAGAAUCGUGACGUAAUUAAAAGGUUUCAGCUGCGUGGUUGGUUGAGAUAUUAACUUAUUCAGUCGACGCAUGGGAUGUAGCCCGAAAUCCGCCUUUUCACUCGAUUGUCACUAUUUUUGGGAUUGAAGGAAUUCAAUUCCAGAACGUUCAAUCGAGUACCCCCUAAGUGGAAUUAACAAGUUGGAGGUUUUACCUGACGACAAAAAGAAACUCAAGUUUAUAUUGAAAUCAGUUAAUUCUCUGUUAUAUAUUAUUGCAAGUAAGAGGGGUUGGAUGGCCGAAUGGGUAGCACGUGCGUGCUGUAUUAUACGAUCUGUCAUUGAGUCAUCUGGCGUGGUUUCGAAUCCCCAGUUGUACGUGACAAGGAGUAGGGUCGUCUGUCCAACCUCGUGGGUUUUCUCUGUGUCCUCUAGUUUCCUCCCACUGCUAAAGACCCCUACAUGCUAGUGAGGGGGCACAGUGGCUAAGUGGGUAAGACGCUGGCUCGAUAGCCUGGAGGUCGGGUGUUCGAUCCCUGCAUUGGCCGAGAAAGUUCAUCCAGAUUUUCCGGCGUGAUUCCCCCCUUGUCAGUGAUGCAGGACGGAGGGCCUGACAAGGACAGUUGUCUGGUCGUUCAGAGGGGACAAUAAACCAAGGUCCUGUGUACACAUCGGCAUGCACGUAAAAGAUCCCUUGACAGUUGGAAUUCGAUAUAAGAGUAGGCUGUAGUGCCACAGUCCAGGCAAAAUUUCCCUCAUAACAUUCUGUAUGGUGUAUGCUCGUUUUCAUUAGCCCAGUUCGGAGCAGAACAGUAAGACGUUAAACCACAUUUCAUUUCAUUUCAACAUAUAGUGGACUUCAAUUAUGAGUCUGAAUUUGUGUGAAUUGAUAAUCAUAACAGACACUAAAUAGAGUUGUGUUAGUCCCAGUAGCAGAAAGGGUGUGGUGAUAACAAUCAAACACAAUCAAUGUGAGUACACGUCAACUGCAAUUAACGUUAUCUUCUUGAUUGUCACUGUGAGUUGGAUCCAGAGAAUACUGUUCCGAAACAUUCAGUAGUUUAUAAUACUGCCUAGGAUGAUCAAAGUCAUCAAGAGAAUACUGUUUCACAGUACUGUAUACUGCUUAGGAUGAUCAAAGUCAUCAAGAGAAUACUGUUCCGUAGUACUGUAUAUAUACUGCCUAGGAUGAUCAAAGUCAUCGUGAGAAUACUGUUCUGCAGUACUGUAGUAUACUGACUGCUUAGGAUGAUCAAAGUCAUCAAGAGAAUACUGUUCUGCAGUACUGUAGUAUACUGACUGCUUAGGAUGAUCAAAGUCAUCAAGAGAAUACUGUUCUGCAGUACUGUAGUAUACUGACUGCUUAGGA